Molecule: messenger RNA, 2631 nt
Organism: Rhea pennata
Lineage: Eukaryota; Metazoa; Chordata; Aves; Rheiformes; Rheidae
Gene: MARVELD2
Product: MARVEL domain containing 2
Exons: 6
Coding region: 1-1515 (504 amino acids)
Biological process (GO): bicellular tight junction assembly
Cellular component (GO): apical plasma membrane; bicellular tight junction; cytoplasmic vesicle
Source: RefSeq, a predicted model, not a curated record
AUGCCGCGGUGGCCCGGUGAGGAGCCGGCGGGCUCGGAGGAGGCGGAGGCGCCGCCGGCCGAUGGCGCCUUCCCGCCGCCGCCGCUGCCGCGGCAGCCGCCCUGCGGCCCGGGCGAGCUGAAGCCCGUGCGGCGCUUCGUCCCGGACUCGUGGAAAAGCUUCUUCAGGGGGAAGCGCCGCGGCGGCGGCGGCUCCGGCUGGGGCAGCGCCGCCUCCGACAUCAAGUUCGUCUCGGAGGGCGCGGAGUGCUCGCCGCCGCCCUCGCCGCCGCCGGCCGCCGGCUCCUGGCCGCCUGGCGGCGGCUGGCGGCGCGCCGAGGGCGAGGCGGCGCUGCCCGGCGAGGCCAUGCUGCCCGGCGGGGCGGCGCUGCCCGGCGAGGCGGCGGCGGGCGGCGGGGCGGCGGCGGGCGGCGGGGCGCGCUACGCCUACAUGAAGUCCUGGGCCGGGCUGCUGAGGGCGCUGUGCGCGGCGGAGCUGCUGCUGGGCGCCGCCGUCUUCGCCUGCGUCUCGGCCUACGUGCACAAGGACAACGAGUGGUACAACGUGUUCGGGUACUCGCAGCCCUACGGCCUCGCGGCUGGCGGCGCCUACGGCGGCUACUACUACGGCGGGCCCAAAACGCCGUUCGUGCUGGUGGCGGCGGCGGCGGCGUGGAUAGCCACCAUCGUGCUGCUGGUGCUCGGCAUGUCCGGGUACUACCGCACGGUCCUGCUGGACUCGAGCUGGUGGCCCCUGACCGAGUUCGGGGUUAACGUGGCCCUGUUCUUCCUGUACAUGGCGGCGGCCAUCGUGUACGUGAACGACGCCAACCGCGGCGGGCUCUGCUACUACCAGCUGUUUCAGACGCCGAUCAACGCGACCUUCUGCCGCGUAGAAGGAGGUCAGAUAGCGGCGAUAAUCUUCCUGUUCGUCACCGUGGUGCUCUACUUAAUCAGCGCGGUGGUCUCCCUGAAGUUAUGGAGGCACGAAGGAGCCAGGAGGCACCGCGAGCGCACGGCGCGGGAGAUGAAAACACAGUCGUCUUUACCAGAAAAGAAGUAUGAAAGCAUUGACAGUGCAGGAGAAGAGAUCACUUACAGGCAGCUUAAAUCAGUGGAAGAGAAACCUGAACAACUUAAUGGUCAUAUACCUGCAGGCCACAUUCCUAAACCUAUAGUGAUGCCAGACUACUUAGCGAAAUACCCAGCAAUUCAAACAAAUGAAAUGCGAGACCGAUACAAAGCAGUAUUCAAUGAUCAGUUUGCUGAAUAUAAAGAGCUAUCAGGGGAAAUUCAUGCUGUAUUAAAGAAGUUUGAUGAGCUAGAUGCUUUGAUGAGAAAACUGCCUUAUAAUCCCGGAAGUAUAUAUGAACAGGAAAGGAUAUCAAGAGUUUUGCAGGAAUACAAGAAGAAAAAAAAUGAUCCUACGUUUCUAGAGAAAAAGGAGCGUUGUGAAUACCUGAAGAAUAAGCUUUCUCACAUAAAACAACGAAUUCAGGACUAUGAUAAAGUUAUGAAUUGGAAUGUACAAGUUUAGCAUUGCCUUGACUAAGGGGAUCCUAUUUUAUAUUUUUUUAAACAGAAAUGUGUUUUUUUAAGUAUUUAUUUACUCUCAGAAUUUCCUGUGGGAAAAGCAGUUACUUUCUUAAUCACUUUGUCACUUACUGUGCAUUUCUGAUAGGUUUUGCAUACAGAUCCAAUAUAAUGAAGUUACCAGAUGAAUUUAGAAAAUUUGUGUUAGUAUUCUGCUUUUAUUAGUGCACAGCCAGUUCUUACAUAUGCAUACUUUUCUAUUUGCAAGUAUUGUAUUGUCUACCAGAGAAAGCAGUUCUAAACACCACACACAUGCUGUAACAAUUUUAGACUUUAUAUAUAGGCCGUAUGAUAUCAGAAAAGAGCUGAGCUGAUAUUACUGACUGGGGUUUGUUGAGUACCUAACUAUUUUGAAUAGUUUUGACAAGUCAGAACUGAGUUUAAUAAGACUAUUUGCAUCUUCAUAUGCUCUGCUGUAUGUCAGAAAUCAUUGGGAAUUUUACUUAAAAGAGCUACAAAAUAAGUUCCCAUGUAAGCAAGUGUAGCACCAUGGGUUUUUGUCUUUGUUUUUGUUUUUAAUGUUCCUCUGUAGAGGUGAUGUAAUUAAUUUAUAUUUGACCAUAAAGGAACAUAGAUGGAGGAUUAGGCCAUGUCAGUAUUCCACGAGUAUUGCCAAAGACUGGUGUGCUCUGCGUAGUUUUUUUGGAUAAUCUUGAUGGGAAUCUGUGGGCCUAAAAGAAAAAGGUUUUCUUCUUCAUGAGCAAGGAACAAGACUUUUUGUUUAGGAUUAUUUUAAGGUUACCUAAUUGCAGCUGAUUGUGAACUCAGAGAUGAAGUGGAAGAAAAUUAAUUCCCAAUCAGAGUACCAAUAAAGGAUCUUCUAUAAGGCCAGGUAAAAUGUGUUGUUGAUAGAUAUGCUUUCUAGACGUUCUGUAAAAAUUUGUGUAAUAUAUCAUGGGAUAAAUAAGUUUGCAUGUGCGAAUGCUCUCAUAAAUAUGAAAAAUUACGUAAAAAGAAUUUCCUUAUCCUUUAUUUUAUUAUUUUAUUUUUUUUUUUACUGAUUGGAAUGGUUGGAAGCAUCGAUAGCCAUUUCUUUGUACAGUUUUCUAUAACUGCUGUU